Hyla sarda is the source of this 5568-nucleotide messenger RNA. RefSeq names its product inactive tyrosine-protein kinase PRAG1-like. NCBI's taxonomy places the organism in Eukaryota, Metazoa, Chordata, Amphibia, Anura, Hylidae. Gene Ontology annotation, biological process: protein phosphorylation. The transcript is spliced from 7 exons. Bases 260 to 3994 code for a protein of 1244 amino acids. Gene Ontology annotation, molecular function: ATP binding; protein kinase activity. The record is from RefSeq and is a predicted model, not a curated record.
UAUUGCUGUGCUCACUGCCUGCUCAGUCCUGACUGGCACUACCAGCACCAUUCAUCCGCUAGCAUCCUACUCAUCUAUUAAUCCUGGAAUUAUUUUAUAGCACCGCCACCCCAUCAGGAGCAGCAAACUCAGGGAUCUUGGAGUGGAGGAUGCAUUUUACGCUCAGGAUCCUGUUUAACUGGACAGUUGCAUAAAGAAGCCUCCAUAUUUGUCCUGCACUUUGUGUGCACAAGAUGAGAGUGGAUAUCCCAAACCUAACAUGCAAAAAGCCAUCGCAGUGACCAAAGGCUUGAGGAUGCCUGCCUGCAACGAUUUUGUUGAACAUAUUUGGAAACCUGGAUUCUGUAAAAAUUGCUUUCACCCAAAGAGUGAUCACCGAAAACAUCAAGCACCCUCCGAUGGAAAAGUCGGAAACUUGCCAGUCCUGCCAAGUCUUAAUGGGAUUAGGAUCAAGCAGGAGAACACAAACCAAGAUGAUGACAUUGUAAUUGCUGCUUUGUACUCAAAGCCCACCAUAGCAGUGAAGCCGACUAUGAUUACAUCAGAGACUGCUGAGGAGUGGGCAGAACUGAACCACACUGAGACCCUCACUCAGGUUAGUUGGAAAUCUGGGGACAUUUCGGGAAAUAUUCUGGAUAAGAUUACAAAGCCUUUCACCCCUAAUUUCACCUCUUCCAAUGAAAUACCCACAUAUAUCUUCAAUGGAUUGUCAACUCACGAUAAGAAGACUGAGAUUAAUGCAGUGCAAAAUUUGACUUACGUGAGUCAUUUUGGUGGUCAGGUUGACAAAGCUGUGUUUCUUAAGGAAAAGGUGUCUGAACCUGCAGAACAAUGUAGUCUCUUUUCAAAGCAAAAUAAAGAUGGAGACAUUAAGAAGCCAAACUACUUCCAAGCAGAACCUGCAGUAUUAUCAUCGAAGAUCAGAAGUGUUUAUAACUCAGGAACCCAAUCUGUAGCGGACAGGCUAUCUCCAAAUGGAAGUCUUCAUUCUAAAGACAAAACUGAUCCAAGAUUGUGCAACCAAACAAGGUCUGCAAAUGAUAGCAAGCCAUGCCAUAACUCAGAACAAGCUUCUAGUAAGAGCAUGUUUUUUAGCCGAAUGAAAGUUUCACUUCAUUCUGAGUCACAUAACCUCUCAUGUGUUGGUAUAAAGGACAGCCCUCUUGCAUCUCCAACUAUUGCAGAUUCCCAGACUGAGUUUCAGUCCUCUGUAUCGCCAGUUGACGGAAGGGACAAUGAACCAAUUUAUGCUGAAAGUACUAAAAGAAAAGGUUUUGCGAGCAAGGGGACUAAAACAGUAAUGCAAACAGAGAAAGUUCAUUCUAAGCAGGAGGAGAAUGGCACCAUAGAGAACCAGUGUUCUGUGGGCAUUGAGAGGGUAUUACAGGAGUCUACAACACACGUGGCAGCUAGGAUAACCGUCAUGGCUGCCCACACAGAAGAAGACAACAGAACGAUUUACUUGAGCAGCCCUGAUUCUGCAGUUGGAGUUGAAUGGUCAUGCAGUAGCCCCUCAUCUGUAGAGAAUUUGAGUCUCUCACCUACUUUUCUUUGGGGAGAAAGGAACCAUGGAAAAGGUAUUGAUGGCAAUAAAAAGUACCAGGCCUCAUUAUCACAGAAAUUCCAAAGCAGCUCCAGUCUGGUAGUGCCAGCUAAAACUACCAAAUUUGAGGAUUUUUCUACUUCCAAGUUAUCAUCCCCAAUGCACACCAUUGGGAUGUUAUCUUCAAUACCCCAUAAAAAGGAACCCUUGGUGCUGAAUGACAGAUGUCUAACUGGAGACCGCAGGCAGAGAAUCACACAGGCAGCAUGGAAUCGACAGUGUAGGAUUGAUGAAGAAGAAGAGGAGGAGACGUCACCUGUUUCCUCACAGCCACGACCAAGUGGACAGCCCCAUGCUUCCAGCUAUAUUGCUGAAGAAAGAGACACUAUGGAUGUACCCAGAGGUCAAAAAGGCAUGAGUAAGUCUGUCUCCUGUCCUGUUGAACUCUCUAAAGCAAGUAAUGGUGUUGAAGACUCCUCUGCACCACCACCACCUCCUCCACCAAAAAAACAGCCCAGGCAAUUUAAAAUGAACAAGAGUAGCUGUGAACUGGAGAAUAUAAGUCUUGGAUCUGUGGAGAGUCUUGGAGAAUCAUUUAAGGCAACAAACGUCAGUAACUCAAAUGUGAACAUCAAUGUCAGCUUCAGUACUGGUUCUAUGGACAGCUUGGACUCCAGGACAUGCAGUGAAGGAGGUCAGUCAUGUGAAGCCGUCACGUCUCCAAGUCUUUCAUCUGGCACAGAGAAAAAGCAUUUUGCCCAAGUUUCAUUUUCUGUGGACUCUGGAAUGGAGGCUCAGAAUGGACUGCCGCCUCCAUUGCCUGUAAAGAAGUCAAUGAACAGGGCUGUGUCAGCACCAGAUAACUCUGCAUGGGGUCGGGCUUUCCCACCAAGAACUGGAUCCAAUCCAAAUAGUCCAAGGCUUAAUCUUAGUCAGUCAGAAAACAAUGUCUGUGGAGAAGAACCCACACUACUCAGCCAUCCUUUAAGUCCAGUCGACAGACAUGCCAUGUUUUCUUCAUCAGAGUCCUUGGAGAUCUGCUGUAGAGGCAAUGGUCACAGAAAUGAGGUUAGGAGCAGAAAUUGUCUACAAAGCCGGGGAACACCAGCCAUGUCCGUGUCACAGCUUAGCGUUUCAAGUCAUAUUUCCUCUGCUUCAAGUCUUCAGCUCCACCACCUUCUUAGCAACAUAGACAGUAAAGAGGGGAUGUAUGCCAAACUCAGUGGGCUUUAUGCGCAAUCCACAAGACGUUUAAUGAACAAAUGUGAGGAUUACUUUAUGCGGGACCAAAAGAAGGAACUGCAUUUCAAUGAAAAUAACUGGUCGCUCUUUAAGCUGACAAGCAACAAGCCUUGCUGCAAUGCUGGAGAUGCCAUCUAUUACUGUGCGACAUGUGCUAAGGACCCUGUGAAUAACUAUGCUGUGAAGUUAUGUAGAACAGUCGACACAAAAACCCCUAUUUACUCCAACCUUUCUUUACCGGUCCACUUCAACAUACAGCAAGAUUGUGGGCACUUUUUGGCUUCUGUACCUUCAAGCUUGUUACAUCCCUUGGAAACAUCAACAAAUGAGAUAUCACAGACAGUUGGCCCAUCCUCUGAGGAAGAUUGUGUGGUGGUUAUAACUCGAGAGGUGCCUUACCGUACAGCUGCAGACUUUGUCAAGGAGUCCUCAUCGUUUCAUAAUACUCAGCCAGAAAUUUAUGAGCGGCAAGUCUGCCUACUUCUAUUACAGCUUUGCAAUGGCUUGGAGCACUUAAAGGAGCAUGCCAUCAUCCACCGAGACCUUUGUUUGGAAAAUCUGCUUCUUGUUCACUUCCAGACCACACCUGAUAAGAUUAAAGAUGGAAAGUAUGUUCCAAGACUUAUUGUGAGCAACUUCUCAAAAGCCAAACAGAGACCUGGGUCUGAAGACUGCAAAGUAAAAAGGGAUAAGACCAGACUGGCACCAGAAAUCAUGGUUGCCUCCCAGUAUAAAAAAUUUGAUGAGUUCCAGACAGGGAUCCUUAUUUAUGAAUUACUCCACCAACAAAACCCAUUUGAGGCCCGUUCAAGUCUUCAUGAGCAUGAGUACAGUCAUAAAGACUUGCCCCCACUCCAGAACUUAUCGGUUUAUUCUCGUGGCCUCCAACAUCUUGCCCACUUACUUUUGGAGGCUGAUCCCAUUAAACGCAUUCGUAUUUCUGAAGCAAAGCGCAUUCUUCAGUGUCUUUUAUGGGGUCCAAGAAAAGACUUAACAGAUCAACCUUUUAGCCAUGAAGAGGCAUUACACUGUGCCCUUCAGAACUGGAUUGACAUGAAGCGAGCCCUUCUCAUGAUGAAGUUUGCAGAGCGUGCUUUAGAGCCGGAACAUAACGUUUCUCUAGAGGACUGGCUAUGCUGCCAGUAUUUGGCAUCUGCAGAUCCUUGCUACCUUUAUAAAACACUGAAACUUAUCAAACUCAUUACAUGAGUAGUUAUGGCUUUUGGGUCUUGAAGAUCAUUGUAGAGCAAUUCACUACAAGACCUUAAAUCAGCCACGAGGUUGAUGGUUUCAACUGGUCUUAAACAUUCAAUGGACCUGUCCAUUCUCAAGUAAAGACAUGUUGUGGGUUGCAUUGAAUGGAAAAGGUCUAUCACAUUACUCACACUGGGAACACUAUUAUACCACAUUACAACAAUGCUGUGAAUUUUUUUAUGCAAAUAUAUUUUUAUAAGGCUUGGCAACAAACCCAUUACCAUAGAGGCACAUGGUGGUGACUUGAAUCCACCUAGAUGUCAUUUUCUUCACAACAUUUACCCAAUAGUCUGUUAACCUUGGAUCUGUGCAUACAGUAUUGAAUCCCAAAUCUUUGCAUUAAAACAUAGGUUCUUUGUAAGAUUUCCUGUAAGUUAUUUAGUUAAAAAUGCCCCUUUCCAGAGAAUUUUUGCCCAAACUUUUGUACUUUUUGUAAAAUGUUUAUUAUUUAAACUUUCCAUGACAUGGUUCCUGGUAUACACUAGGCAUUGUUAUUAUCAUUCUAAAGGAAAUCCCUCCCAAAGCACUCUGAACUGUGCUUGAAUAUAGCAUUAGUAUGUAUAGGAAUGUGCACUAAAACAAGGCUGUGGUCUCCAGAAUGGUUCAGUCUGCACUUUUUACUUCGCACAGUACAUGAAUCUGUGGAGAUUUAUAGAUGACAUGAAUAUAGUUGCCACAAUCAGAAUAGAAAGGUUAAUUUUAUAAGGCAGGUUGGUAAAUGUAAAUCUCCCACAUUUAUAUGUGAAGGGUUAUGUCUCUGUGCUAAAAAUCAUUUAAAGCUGACUAUACACUUGAGAUAGAAAAAAUUGGUAAAUUUGAUGACUUCCCUCCAGAUCAAUCUACGGUUUCAUGGGUAUUGGGGCCUGUUGACUUUUGUGGGAAAAAGAGGUUUUUGGCAUUAAGGAUUACAAAAUGCCUGAACUUUGGUUCCUAGAGGAGAUAUACCACUGGUAGUUGCCACUCUGCAUUGAAAUAAACAACUUCAUAGAGAAAUAGCUGUUGACCAGUCAACCUCCAGGGAACAUCCACAUGUAGCAAAUACAAUGCAAAUUUUCUGCUUGGAAUACCUGCAGUUUUUUCAGUGGAAGUGAAGUAGAUGAUAUUUUAAGAAAUCUCGGCCACAUCCUGCUGAAAAAGAUCUGCACAGAUUUCUUGAGGAAGUUGGCCCAUGGCAUGGAUUUUCUUCAUUGAUAUCAAUAGGGAAGUAGAAAGCGGCUAGAAAAUGUUAUGUUGAAGAUUAUGCUGUGGAAAGUGCAAAUUUGAGACAAAUUCCCAAUUGCGGAUUCUGAUGCAAAGCGCUUUUCUCCGUUUUUUCCCCUAUUAACAUAAUCUGCACCAAAAUCCACACCAAAAUCUGCACUAUUUUGUACGGAUUUGCCACUGCAAAGUUUCUGCUGUGGAAAAUAUGCAGCACUUCCAUCCCAUGUGGACAAGCCCCCAAGUAUAUGGCCGGCUUAAAGGGGUACUCCGGUGAAAUACAAUUAUUUUUUUUUUUAAAUCAACUGGUGCCAGAAAGUUAAACAGACUUG